Molecule: messenger RNA, 4713 nt
Organism: Bufo gargarizans (Asiatic toad)
Lineage: Eukaryota; Metazoa; Chordata; Amphibia; Anura; Bufonidae
Product: alpha-2-macroglobulin-like protein 1
Exons: 36
Coding region: 65-4495 (1476 amino acids)
Cellular component (GO): extracellular region
Molecular function (GO): endopeptidase inhibitor activity
Source: RefSeq, a predicted model, not a curated record
AUAAGAGCGAGGCUUGCACAUACACGAUACGCUCUUAUCCACUGCCCUCUCCACCUGCACAAUCAUGUCCUGGACUAGGACCUUUUGUGUGGGUUUGAUUUUAUUGCAGAUCCUGGGGGCAUCUGAAGGAACGCUACACUUUGCUACCAUCUUCCCAUCAGAGCUGCGUGCCCAGCAUCCUGAACACAUCUGCUUACAAUUGGAGGGAGCUGAAGGUGAAAGCAAUGUGAAAAUAUCUCUAACGUUGAAUGACAAGGAGACCAUCCUCCUAGAAAAAAACUUCCAUGAAGACAACAUAUUCACUUGUCCUGACAUUCAGGUUCCCAAUCCUGAAGAAAAUGAGGCAGUCGGUACAAUAACUCUCUCUCUUAAAAGUUCAGGGGAAUCCCAUACCAACAGUAGUAAAGUUCUAGUAAAGAAGCAGCUAUCCAAAAUUAUAGUCCAGACAGACAAAGCCGUGUACAAACCAGGACAAGUUGUAAAAUUCAGGAUUCUGUCCCUUAAUGAAUAUUUCAAACCAGAAACUAUUUUGAUCCCGGUGGUUGAAGUACAGAACCCAGACAAAAAUAGGAUUAAUCAAUGGUUGAAUGUGAAACUCAAUCAGGGAAUGGCUGAGCUCUCCUUAGAUCUGUCACCUGAGCCCACACUGGGAGAAUACACCAUUAAACUGAAAGAUACAUCUCAUACCUUCAGUGUAGCGGAAUAUGUACUUCCAAAAUUUGAGGUCAAUAUCAAGUUACCUAAAUAUGUUCUGUAUAACAGUGAAACAUUUCCAGUUGAAGUUUGUGCCAAGUACACAUAUGGAAAGCCAGUACAAGGGGAUUUUACAGCUUCUAUUUGCCGUGAAUCUUUUUCAUAUUAUUAUAUGAUGAUUGGUUCAGAUGAACCCGCAAUAUGUGCUAAUUUCACUGGAAAGCUGGACAGAUCUGGUUGCCAUACCAUUGAUGUAAAGUCUGGGGUGUUCAGGAUGAACGAAACUAACAAGAGAAAUGAACUGAAAGUUGCAGCUUCUGUUACAGAGGAGGGGACUGGGGUGGAGUUAUCCUCUAAUGGCCAAACCAGUAUAUCAACUGUCAUCAAUAAACUGUCUUUUGUCAAUGCUGACACUAACUACAAGCCCGGCAUCCCUUACAGUGGUUUGAUCAAAGUGGAGGAUGCUGCAGGUCUUCCUAAACCAAACAUUAAACUUAAUCUGAGAUGUGGCCUUGAUUCGGUGUGCCAGACCUUACUGACCGAUGAGAAUGGCCAAGCUUCUUUUACUCUGAAUACAACCAACUGGAAAGGCUCCUUGGAUUUGUCGGUGCAAACAGACACGCCCAGAGAACCAUAUGUUUUUGAGGUAAAUCAGCCUGAUUUUGGUUUUGCCUCGCAACACGUUGUCCAAUUCUACUCUCGGAGCAAGAGCUACUUAAAACUUAAUUCUCUGGAUGGUGUUCUUCCAUGUGAGGGCCAUCAAAAGGUUCAUGCGGAAUACAUCAUAAGUCACACAGAGCUGGAGGAGGUCAAGAAAGUGUCCCUGCAUUACCUGUUGGUUUCCAAAGUUUCUAUUAAAGACUCAGGGUCAGUGGACAUUAACAUUGAAAACACUAAUGAAGAUAUCUAUGGAAAAGUUACCUUUAACCUUCCUUUGAGUGCAAGCACUUCUACGUUUAUUCAUGCCCUUGUUUACAUCAUGCUGCCUAAUGGAGAAAUGUUAGCAGAUAAAGCAAAAUUCACUGUACAAAAAUGUUUUAAGAAUAACGUAUCAACUAAGUUUUCCCCUGGGGAGGUUCUUCCAGGAUCAGAUGUGUCUCUCCAGGUUGAGGCUGCUCCUGGAUCUCUCUGUGGUCUGCGGGUGGUAGAUCAGAGCGUGGUACUGAUGAAACCAGAGAAAGAGCUGACUGCUAACAAAGUUUUCAACCUCUUUCCUUCCUUUGAUUUUCAAUGGUAUGAUCAUCGUGUCCAGGAAUAUGACCCUUCAUGUGGACCAUUCAGUCCUUUUCCCCCUGAUCCUUUGUUUAGAGGGCUAAUAACAGUAAUGAUCCCCUUAGAUGAGACUGUGGAUGUAUACAGCAUGUUUAAGGCCACGCGUUUAAAAAUAAUAACCAGUGCACUUAUUAAGCAACCUCUAAAGUGUUAUGCUAUUGUAUAUUCCACCAGGGAAAGAACAUUUGAAAGAAAUGUUCUUGUUGCUUCUGCAUCCCUUUCUGGACCCGCAGGCGCACCGCCUGUAGUAAAAGAUGUCGCAGUAGACGGCUCAUCAUCACAGCCAAUGCCAAUGCCAGAAGAAAGUGAAAAAGUAAGAACAGAUUUUCCUGAGACCUGGAUUUGGGGACUUGUUGCUCUUGGAGAAUCUGGAAGAACUGAAAUCCAUCAUAAAGCUCCGGAUACCAUCACUGACUGGAAUGCAGGAGCCGUAUGUAUGGGACCCAGUGGAUUUGGCCUCUCUCCAUCAUCCUCGUUAAGAGUUUUCCAGUCAUUCUUUGUUGACCUUACCCUCCCGUACGCUGUUGUUAAAGGAGAGUCAUUUAUUGUUAAAGCCUCAGUCUUUAACUACCUGAAACAAUGUAUAAAGGUGCAAACCACCUUGCAGACUACUGAUGAGUUACAAGAGAAACCUUGUGCUGAGUGUGAAUAUAGCAGUUGCAUCUGCGCAGAGGAGAGCAAAACUUUCUACUGGAACAUGAAAGCCUCCAAACUAGGAGAAAUGAACAUUACUGUAAAGACAGAAGCUUUGGACACAAAAGAAUUAUGUGGAAAUGAGAUACCUGUUGUGCCUAAAAAAGGCAGAACUGAUACCAUUGUAAAGGCAGUACUUGUACAACCUGGUGGUGUCCUGGUGGAGAAAGCACAGAGCUCUCUGAUCUGCAUCAACGAUGGAGGCCAGCCUAAAGUAGAAGAGAUAUCUCUGAAGAUCCCUGAUAAUAUUCUAGAGGAUUCUGAAAGAGCUUACAUAACAGUGUUGGGAGAUAUCAUAGGCACAGCUUUGCAGAACCUUGAUCGUCUUCUGGCCAUGCCAUAUGGAUGUGGAGAGCAGAACAUGGUUCUCUUUGCUCCUAAUAUCUAUAUCUUGAAUUAUCUGGAGAAGACUCAUCAACUGAACAGCGAAAUCCUGAGCAAAGCCAAGAAUUUUCUGGAGAGCGGGUAUAAGCGUCAGCUGACCUACCAACAUCAUGAUGGGUCAUACAGUGCUUUUGGAAAGAAUGACAAAGAAGGAAACACAUGGUUGACUGGAUUUGUAGUGAAAUCUUUCAGCAAAGCUCGACAUUAUAUCUUUAUAGAUGAAAGUCACCUGAAACAUUCCUUCUCCUGGCUGCAAAAAAACCAACUAGACAGUGGAUGUUUCUGGAGUGUGGGAAGACUUUUCAAUAAUGCCAUGAAGGGGGGAGUAGAUGAAGAUGAAGAUGAAGAUGAAAUUUCACUUUCUACGUAUAUUACUAUGUCCCUUUUGGAAGCUGGGAUAGAUGUGCAGAAUCCGUUAGUGAGUAAUUCUCUGGCCUGUCUGAGGGAAGCCUCUGUGGAUGUCAGCAAUGUAUAUACCCAGACUCUGCUGGCCUACACCUUCACAUUGAGUGGGGAUAAUGAACUCAGGAAAACUUUAAUGGACAAACUGGAGAAAAAAGCAGUGAGGGGAGAUGGACAGCUGCACUGGAAGCGGGAUUCCACUCCUCCUUCUGAAGACACAAACUGGUACAGAGCUCCAUCAGCAGAGGUGGAGAUGACCUCCUAUAUGCUUCUAGCAUAUAUGUCUGGUCCAGAUCCAGAUAUAGGCAAAGCUGCACAGACUGUGAACUGGUUGAACAAGCAGCAGAACCCAUAUGGAGGAUUCUCUUCUACACAGGACACGGUAGUGGCUCUUCAGGCCAUGGCCAAGUAUUCAGAGGUGACAUUUUCUAACAAAGUAGACAUGACUGUGGCCGUCAAUUCCAAGUCGGGAUUCCAUGAGCAAUUCCAUGUGGACAAGAAUAACCGUCUCCUUCUCCAAAAGGCAACUCUAGCUAAUGUUCCUGGAGACUACACUGUGACAUCAACGGGGAGUGGUUGUGUCUUUGUUCAGGCCGUAUUAAGGUACAAUAUCCCUCCUCCGAAAGGUGUGGCCGCCUUCUCUUUAAGUGUAAAAUCAUCUUCAAGAAGAGAAUGUCUGGGGGAUCCUGUGACAAAAUUUGAAAUUCUUAUCACUGCCUCUUAUACCGGUACUCGGGAGGAAUCGAACAUGGCCGUUAUUGAGGUCAAGAUGGUGUCUGGCUACAUUCCGGUGAAGAGCACAGUAAGGAAACUGGAGAAGGACAAGUUAAUAAAGAGAAGUGAAAUCCAGACUGAUGUGGUGACUUUGUACUUGGACCAGAUUGACCACAAUCCAGUAAACCUCUCCUUCAUCGUGGAAAAGGACAGUGUGGUGAAAGACCUAAAACCAGCUACAGUAUCCCUCUACGAUUAUUAUGAGACAGAUGAAAAUGUUUCUGUGGAGUACAACCACCCUUGCAGUAAUGCAGAAAAGUCUGAAAAUUCAAGAUGAGACCCGGUUGUACCGGUCGUAUCAGUACCUACAACCCUGCACCAGAAGCAAAGAUCCUGAUAAAGCAAUAACGCUGUCAUAGUAACAAUAAGAACACUAAAUAAAAUAACAAACACUUGUCUCACAUCGUGUAGAAAUAUGCUUACUUACUCUGUUCAACUGGCUAGUAGUCUGUAGAUUCAGCAAUAAAACUAAAUAAAACUAAAAUCAAAAUAUAA